Pongo pygmaeus (Bornean orangutan) is the source of this 2528-nucleotide messenger RNA. RefSeq names its product RNA binding motif protein 48 (gene RBM48). Gene Ontology annotation, molecular function: nucleic acid binding. The record is from RefSeq and is a predicted model, not a curated record. The coding region runs from base 343 to 1446 and encodes 367 amino acids. NCBI's taxonomy places the organism in Eukaryota, Metazoa, Chordata, Mammalia, Primates, Hominidae. The transcript has 5 exons. Gene Ontology annotation, cellular component: nucleoplasm.
GGACCCGGCAGGCCGAGGACGUCGGAGCCGGAGGUGAUCGAUCGGCCCCGCCCCCCUGCUGCCCCGCCGCCUGCUGCCCCGCCCCCUCUCCCCGCUCUGCGUCCUGCCGUAAGCCUGUAGUGGGUGGGACAAGAAAGCUUCUGUCACCCACCGCGCCGCUCCGCCGAGCCGCUCGGGGGCGGCACCUCGUUCAUCAAAUCUUCGCACGCAGGAAACGAUGGCCGGCGCUGUCGAUUCUCCAGCCAAUCCUGGCACUCCUUAACUCAUCCCGCUCUCUUAUUGGAUGAAAGGGAGCUCAGCAGGGCGGAUAUUGUCCUCCCUGCGAGGAUCAAAGUAGGCAAGAUGGCGUCGAGCGGCGGGGAGUUAGGGAGUUUAUUUGAUCACCACGUCCAGAGGGCGGUAUGCGACACGCGGGCCAAAUAUAGGGAGGGACGACGGCCUCGUGCUGUGAAGGUAUAUACAAUCAAUUUGGAAUCUCAGUACUUAUUAAUACAAGGAGUUCCUGCUGUGGGAGUCAUGAAGGAAUUAGUUGAGCGAUUCGCUUUAUAUGGUACAAUUGAACAGUACAAUGCUCUAGAUGAAUACCCAGCAGAAGACUUUACUGAAGUUUAUCUUAUUAAAUUUAUGAACUUACAAAGUGCAAGGGCAGCCAAGAGAAAAAUGGAUGAGCAGAGUUUCUUUGGUGGAUUGCUUCAUGUGUGCUAUGCUCCAGAAUUUGAAACAGUUGAAGAAACUAGAAAAAAACUACAAGUGCGGAAGGCAUAUGUAGUAAAAACUACUGAAAAUAAAGACCAUUACGUGACAAAGAAGAAAUUGGUUACAGAGCAUAAAGACACAGAGGAUUUUAGACAAGACUUCCACUCAGAGAUGUCUGGAUUUUGUAAAGCUGCUCUGAACACUUCUGCAGGGAACUCAAAUCCUUAUCUUCCAUAUUCCUGUGAAUUGCCUUUGUGUUAUUUCUCCUCAAAAUGUAUGUGUUCAUCCAGGGGACCUGUAGACAGAGCAUCAGACUCCUCUAAGGAUGGUAGAAACCAUCAUAAAACAAUGGGGCAUUAUAACCACAAUGGCUCUUUGCAGAAAACACAGAUAAACUCUUUCAAAAACUCAGUGGCCUGCCCUGGUGCACAAAAGGCUGUUACGUCUUCAGAGGCAGUUGACAGAUUUAUGCCUAGGACAACACAACUGCAGGAGCGCAAAAGAAGAAGAGAAGAUGAUCGUAAACUUGGAACUUUUCUUCAAACAAACCCAAGUGGUAAUGAGGUUAUGAUUGGACCUCUGUUACCAGACAUCUCUAAAGUGGAUAUGCACGAUGAUUCAUUGAAUACAACGGCGAAUUUAAUUCGGCAUAAACUUAAAGAGGUAAUUUCAUCUGUGCCAAAGCCUCCAGAGGACAAGCCGGAAGAUGUAAAUACAAGUCAUCCAUUAAAACAAAGAAGAAGAAUAUAGAGUGCCAGCAGCAAAUUAGUAUUUUCUAAAAAGAACAUUUAUUAUUUAUUUUUAGCCUGUCAUUUUAAUUCUUCAAGAGAUUUUACUGCUGGUAUUUUUUAAUGCACUCCUCUUUGUAAUUUCAUUCAAGCUAUUUGUCUAAAGUCAUUUCUUUGUGUUUUUGGAGAUGGAGUCUUGCUCUGUUGCUCAGGCUGGAAUGCAGUGGCAUGAUCUCGGCUCACUGCAACCUCCACCUCCCGGGUUCAAGCGAUUCUCCUGCCUCAGCCUCCUGAGUAGCUGGGAUUACUGGCGUGCACCACCACGCCUGGCUAAGUUUUGUGUUUUUUUAGUAGAGAUGGGGUUUCACCAUAUUGGUCAGGCUGGUCUCGAACUCCUGACCUCGUGAUACGCCUGCCUCAGCCUCCCAAAGUGCUGGGAUUACAGGCAUGAGCCACCACGCCUGGCCCAUUUCUUCUUUUUUUGACCCAUACUUAAUGUUGCAGAAACUAUUCUUGUCAUAACAUUACCUCUCAUGUACAGUAAUUAUAUGUAAAUUAAUUGAAGCAAAUAUGGAAACUUUACAAUAGAAAUAAAGAUAGGCAGCCAGCGUCUGUUUCCAAUUAUAAUACAAGUAUUGAAUGAACCAUUGAAACACUAGAAGUCAGGAUGUUUCCAAAUGCCAGGGUUUCAAAAUCAAGACAAUUCUGUGAAGUAAAAAGUAGAUUAACUAUUAGAACAAAGCUGAAAUUAGAAUCUUAUAUGCUUUAAUUAACUUUUAAGAAGAAUUUGCUUGACCUGUGGCAAUCCAAAAAUAAAUCAGUAUUUAUAAAUUCUAGACUUCUGUUACUACUUCUGGCAUAUCCACACUUUUUUCUGUCAGUGGAUCACAUAAUUGGAAAUUUCAGUACAUCUAGGCUGUCUCUAUUUUCUUUUUCUUUUUUAAUUUUUAGUAGAGACAGGGUCUCACUGUGUUGCCCAGGCAGGUAUUGAACUCCUGGGCUCAAGUGAUCCAUCCACCUCGGCCUCCCAAAGUACUAGGAUUACAGGUGUGACCCACUGUGCCUGGCCAUAUUCUUUACUGAUAAAAAUAACUUGAGAAGGUC